AUGUCGGUCUUGACCUGUUUGUGGCUGGAGGACUUCUCUGAUAGGCAUUCAGAUGAUUUCUGGGAAGAUGCGGGAGCCGUGUCUUUGUGGAGAGCCCCUGCCAUGCCUGCGUUCGAAGUCCAGCCCCUUCCAGCUGAGGCCCACGAAGGGAGCGUGGCUCGGUUUGCCUGUAAAAUAUCUGCCAACCCUCCAGCCGUCAUCACCUGGGAACUCAAUCGGACAGCCUUGCCGACGGCCACGGACAGAAUUACUGCAUUACCUUCAGGAGUGCUGCAAAUCUACAACGUCCAACCAAAGGAUGCCGGGAAUUAUCGUUGCGUCGCCACCACUCCGGCCAACCGGCGGAAGAGCGCAGAGGCCUCCCUCACAGUUCUUGCAGCCUCAGCCACCAAGUCUUUCCAGAAGCCAGCCAUCGUAGCCGGGCCCCAGAACAUGACGGCCUCCCUCCACCAGACGGUCGUCUUUGAGUGCCUGGCCACAGGGCAGCCGAAGCCCAUCGUCUCCUGGAGCCGCUUAGACCACAAGUCCAUCGACGUGUUCAACACCCGCGUGUUGGGCAACGGGAACCUCAUGAUCUCCGACGUGAAAGCGCAGCACUCGGGCGUCUACGUCUGCCGGGCGACGAUCCCGGGCACGCGCAACUUCACCACGGCGAUGGCCACUCUCCUGGUGCUUGCUCCCCCUUCGUUUGUGGAAUGGCCGGAAAGCUUGACGAGGCCUCGGGCUGGCACUGCCCGCUUUGCCUGCCAGGCGGAGGGCAUCCCGGCUCCCAGGGUGACCUGGCUGAAGAACGGGCGGAAGAUCCAUUCCAACGGCAGGAUUAAGAUGUACAACAGUAAAUUGGUGAUCAACCAGAUCAUUCCUGAAGACGACGCCAUCUACCAGUGCCUGGCGGAGAACAGCCAGGGCUCCCUGCUGGCCCGGGCCCGGCUGACAGUGGUCCUGUCCGAAGACCGGCCCAGCGCCCCCUGCAACGUCCACGCGGAGACCAUGUCCAGCUCCGCCAUUCUCCUCGCCUGGGAGAGGCCGCUGUACAACUCGGACAAAGUGAUCGCCUACUCCGUCCACUACAUGAAGGCGGAAGGUCUGAAUAACGAAGAAUAUCAGGUGGUCAUUGGCAACGACACCACCCAUUACAUCAUCGACGACCUGGAGGCGGCCAGCAACUACACCUUCUACAUCGUGGCCUACAUGCCCAUGGGGGCCAGCCAGAUGUCUGACCACGUGACUCAGCACACCCUGGAAGAUGUCCCUCUGAGAGCUCCUGAAAUCAGUUUGACCAGCCGCAGCCCCUCGGACAUCCUGGUCUCCUGGCUGCCGAUUCCCGCCAAGUACCGGCGAGGCCAGGUGGUCUCCUUCCGCCUGUCGUUUCGGCGCAGCGCAGAGAGCGCCGUCCAAGCGGUGGAGCUCCCAGGCUCGACAUACGAGCAUCUGCUCCGAAACCUAAAUCCGGACACCGUCUACCUGGUCCGGAUUGCAGCGGCCACUCGGAUUGGCUGGGGGGAGGCGUCCCUGUGGACUUCCCACCGGACUCCGAAGGCCACCAGUGUCAAAGCCCCGAAGUCUCCGGAGCUGCGCCUGGAGCCCCUGAACUGUACGACCAUCGCCGUGAAGUGGCAGCAGGACCUGGCGGACACGGCCGCCAUCCAGGGCUACAAGCUGUACUACAAGGAGGAGGGCCAGCAGGAGAGUGCCCCCACCCUGCUGGAGGCCAGCGUCCUGACACACACCAUCAGCGGCUUGGAUCCCCGAAGGAAGUACCACGUCCGGCUCCUGGCCUACAAUAGCUUGGAGGAAGGCUACCAGGCGGAUCAAACCGUCAGCACCCCGGGAUGCGUCUCUGUCCGGGACCGCCUGGUGCCGCCUCCGCCUCCCCCUCACCACCUUUAUGCCAAAGCCAACACCUCGUCCACCAUCUACCUCCACUGGGGGCGUCCGGCCUUCACCUCCGCGCAGGCCAUCAACUACACCGUCCGCUGUAACCCGGUGGGGCUCCAGAACGCCUCUUUGGUCCUCUACCUUCAAACGUCAGAGACUCACCUGCUGAUCCAGGGGCUGGAGGCGAGCACCAGGUACGAGUUUGCCGUUCGGCUGCACGUGGACCAGCUGUCCAGCCCGUGGAGCCCGGUGCUGUACCACACGACGCUGCCAGAAGCACCCUCUGGCCCCCCGCUGGGAGUGAAGGUGACUCUGAUCGAGGAGGACACUGCGUUGGUGUCCUGGAAGCCGCCGGACGGGGAGAGGACGGCCGUCUCCCGCUACACCAUCCUCUACGCCUCCCGGAAGGCCUGGAUUGCUGGAGAAUGGCAGGUCUUGCACAGAGAAGGCACCAUAACGAUGGCUUUGCUGGAGCACCUCCUGGCGGGGAAUGUCUACGUCGUCCAGAUCGCUGCCUCCAACGAGGCGGGGGAAGGGCCCUUCUCCAGUGCCGUGGAGCUGGCUGUCUCGCCGAAUGAAAUGUCCGAGUCCAACCAGAGGCCCAAGCGGCUAGACUCUGCCGGUGCCCCUGAGACAGCUCCCUCUGGCUACUACCCACUGGACCAGAAGUCCAUGACCGGCAUCAUCGUGGGCGUCUGCAUCGCCCUCACCUGCAUCUUGCUCUGCAUCCUCAUCCUCAUCUAUCGCAGCAAAGCCAGGAAGACUUCUGCCUCCAAGAGUCUCCCGCCAGGCUCCGGCCCUCGCCCUCGCGGUAACCUCUCUUCCGCUGGAGCGGGCGAGGUGGGCAAGAGCGUGGAGGGCAUCGCAGAGAACGAGGAAGCGCUGCUGCCCAUGAUGGCGGGGAACAGCUUCUUGGAUGCCAAGGGAGGCACUGAUCUGAUCAUCAACAGCUUCGGCCCCAUCACAAAGAGCAGCUCUAAGAAGAAAUGGGCGUUCUUCCAAGAACUGAGAAAGGGGAAGCUGGAAGAGCCCCAGAAGCAGUGUGCCCAAGCAGCGUGCGUCUACCAGGCGGGUGCUGCUGUCCUCUAUGCCGAGGGACAGCCUUGUGGAGCUGCAGAGCCCGGCUACCAGGCGGGGUAUGGCAUGGCGGCUGACACGGAGCAUUCGGCCAACAGCGAAGGCAGCCACGACACUGGCGAUUCCGGAAGGUUCUCCCAUGAGUCCAGUGAAGAGCUGCCCCUCUCCGUGGGCGCCGGGGCUUCCUCUGCCACCUCCGUCUCUUGGGAAGGCCCCGACAUGCACGUGCCCCCCACCUGUCCCGUCCUGAGUGCCUCCAAAGAGCCACCUGACCAAAGACCCCCGUCCCCACUCCGCCUCCCGCCGCCGGGACAGAACUGA
Molecule: messenger RNA, 3276 nt
Organism: Euleptes europaea (tarantolino)
Lineage: Eukaryota; Metazoa; Chordata; Lepidosauria; Squamata; Sphaerodactylidae
Gene: PRTG
Product: protogenin
Exons: 19
Coding region: 1-3276 (1091 amino acids)
Biological process (GO): cell-cell adhesion; axon guidance
Cellular component (GO): axon; plasma membrane
Molecular function (GO): protein binding
Source: RefSeq, a predicted model, not a curated record